Molecule: messenger RNA, 1404 nt
Organism: Desarmillaria tabescens
Lineage: Eukaryota; Fungi; Basidiomycota; Agaricomycetes; Agaricales; Physalacriaceae
Exons: 4
Coding region: 65-1198 (377 amino acids)
Source: RefSeq, a predicted model, not a curated record
UGGCCGUGUCAGCUUUGCUGUUUCCUAUAUUUUUCUACAUCAUUAUCAAACGUCGCACUUCGCCAUGGAUGAGGACGUGGACAUGGAUGCGCCUCAGAUUUCAACACUCAGGGAAGAGGUUACGCCCCCACCUCCUCAGCGUACGGGUAUUCGUGUCAAGCUCGUCGUAGGCAAGAAAAGCGCGGGUCCGACUGUUACGGUACCAUCGAAACGGUCGCACACAGAAGACGAAGCUGACGAAGAUGAAGACCAAGAAGACCAGCUCAUCGAUGAUGAUGACGACGUCAGCGCUAAACCAUCAAAAGUGCCCGCGCGCCCCGUAGAAGCGACGCCUAAGCGCAAGGCUCCGGUGAAGAGAAAGGCGAAGAAGACAGAGAAAAAGAGCUCAGAGGAGAAGCAGGAAAAACCGAUACCCCCGCCUCCAGCGUCUUCGUUGCCAGAGGAAGGAUUUGACCCAAAUCACAUAUCUUUGACUGUCGCCCCUCCAGUAGAGCCAGCACCUGCUCCUGCCAAGGUAGUGAAGAAGAAACCUGCAGCGAAGAAGGCCCCUGCGAAACCAAAAGUUACUAAACCACCAAAGGCGAAGAAUGUCCUGCCUCAACUUGCUGACGAUGCCAGUGUGCUGAGCGAAGGGGGGUUUACCGGCACUGCUGCUUCAUCACCCGUAACAACUCAUUUCGCCAAUAGUCCUGAGCCAGAACUUGGCGAUGCGCCUGCCGAAGAAAUCAACAUCGAGGCCCUCCUUCUCCCAGUAUACCCGCUUCCGACAAAACCAUUCCCUGUCCAACCUCCUCCCAAAAUUAGUUCCGGGUUUGCUCCUGUCAUGCCGCUGGACAGAAGCGGCAAAAAAGUGCGGUGUUGGCGUGUAGCCAACAGAGAAAUUCGAGGAAUUGCUGGAGGUCGCUGGUUUGCCCACGCAUGGGUCGGGGAAAAAGAUUCGGAAUACUCUGGUUCCAAAGCCGGCGAAGGCGCGUUGACUAUUCCGAAGCUACCGGCCAUGCUUUCGGCAUCAGGAAAGGGUAAAGGAAAAGUCAAUAAAGCACUUUCUUUGACAGGAACUUCGCGGUCAGGAUCACUUGUUCCUGAGGGGCCAACUCUUCCCGGAGUCCGUAAUCUCACAAAGAUGCGGAAUAGCAUGCAGUUCCCGCCACCGCCAUCUUCCGAAGCGGGAGAUUCUGAUAUGAUGGGGCCAAGCUGAUGGCCUGUUACCAUGUUUAUAGUAUCACGUAUAUAUUUUCGUACAGCUAGCUAUUCAUUCGUUCCGGGGACUGUCGUUACCUUGUUAUCUAUGCACUAUAUAAUUUAUUACAGACUACUACUAUUACUAUCUCUGCAUGACGUCGCGGCGCAGUUAGUUUGAGGUCACGGUGUGACGGUAAUCGACUUUUGCUUUUGCUAGUUUCU